This is a messenger RNA of Scleropages formosus (Asian bonytongue), 1593 nucleotides long. Its product is annotated as alpha-1-antitrypsin-like. NCBI's taxonomy places the organism in Eukaryota, Metazoa, Chordata, Actinopteri, Osteoglossiformes, Osteoglossidae. The transcript is spliced from 5 exons. Gene Ontology annotation, molecular function: serine-type endopeptidase inhibitor activity. The coding region runs from base 41 to 1342 and encodes 433 amino acids. The record is from RefSeq and is a predicted model, not a curated record.
UGACACUGCAAAGAAGACGUACAUCUGAGUCGUUGUCAAGAUGCAGCUACUUCUCUGUCUGUGCCUUGUAUUGUUGGUGUUCUGCACUUGCGUGCAGAGUGACCACCAUGGAGGAGGUGGCCACAGUGAGAAGGAUCACAGUGAUAAAAAGCAUGGCAUUGAGCAUCACCAUGGAAACCACAGACAAAGACAUCAUCCCUGGGGGCGACGUGAAAAUGGGAGCCUCAGUAUAUACAACGAGAAUGUUGAAUUUGCCUUUGAUCUAUACAGACAAAUUAUUUCCCAGCCUGAUUCCCAAUCGAAAAACAUCUUCUUCUCCCCACUGAGCGUGUCACUCGCCCUGGCUGCUCUUUCUCUGGGAACAAGGGGUAAAACACACCAGCAACUCUUCAGUGGCCUCGGCUUCAAUGAAACAGAAAUCACUGUGGAGGAGGUGAACGAGGCCUUCCACCAGAUCCUCUUAGACCUCAAUCAGAAGACAGAUGUUGAUCUUUCAGUGGGCAGUGCUCUGUUUAUUCACGAUACCUUCAAACCUCAGCCAGAAUUUCUGGAGAACAUGAAGCGUUACUACCACUCAGAAGGCUUCACUACAGAUUUCACCAAGACCAAUGAGGCCAUAGACCUUAUUAAUAAAUAUGUGAAUGAUAAAACUCAUGGCAAAAUAUCAAAAUUAGUUGAAGAGCUGGACCAAGAUACAGUUAUGUAUCUAAUGAGCUACAUGUAUUUCAAGGGUAAAUGGGAGAUUGCAUUUGACCGUGAAAAUACAGAACUAGGUGUCUUUCAUGUGAACAAAACGCAUGAAGUUACUGUUCAAAUGAUGAAAAACUCAGACUUAUUUCUCGUUUAUCAUGACAAAGAAGUAUCCACACAUGUUCUCCAGCUAUAUUACAACGAAUCUGUCUCAAUGAUGCUGAUUCUACCUGAGCAUGGCUUGGAGGCCUUAGAGAAGGUAUUUUCUAGGAAUCUCGUUGGGAAAUGGCGUAGAUCAGUGCGGAAGAUGGAGUGUGAUAUUUAUGUCCCAAAAUUUUCCAUUGAAGCAUCAUAUGAUCUGAAAGACAUUCUGACUGGAAUGGGAAUCACUGACAUUUUUAGUGCAGGAGCUGACUUCACAGGAAUCUCAGACAGUCCGUUAGUUGUGUCAAAGGUUGUUCAGAAGGCCACUCUUGAUGUUGACGAGUCAGGAUCCACAGCAACAGCAGCAACAGGUGUAGAAGUUACACUUAGGUCGGCAAUGGAUUCACCUUCACUGCGGUUUAACCAUCCUUUCAUGAUAAUCAUGAGCAAUCAUAAAACCAGGAGUAUACUGUUCAUGGGAAAAGUUGUAAAUCCCACAGAAAAAUAAUGUUAAAUAAAUAAACCUGAACAAUCUGUAUGCAUCAUUUUUAUGAGCUGUUCUUGUUUUCAUUGCAAGUGGUGUCUCUAACAUUGUAUGUCACCUUGAGUGAAUAAGGUGUGCACUGAUACUAUUACAUUGCUGGAAAUCACUUUGGAGAAAAGUGUCCCCUAAAUGAAUAAAUGUAAAUAUAAAUGAAAAUAUUUUGCAUUACCAACAACCUGAUGAAUUUAGCAGCAACAUCUUAAUAUUUUUUUUUA